Molecule: messenger RNA, 1022 nt
Organism: Ceratitis capitata (Mediterranean fruit fly)
Lineage: Eukaryota; Metazoa; Arthropoda; Insecta; Diptera; Tephritidae
Product: GATA zinc finger domain-containing protein 1
Exons: 3
Coding region: 92-910 (272 amino acids)
Biological process (GO): chromatin organization; regulation of DNA-templated transcription
Cellular component (GO): nucleus
Molecular function (GO): sequence-specific DNA binding
Source: RefSeq, a predicted model, not a curated record
GCUUCCAGAAUUUUCCAUCCCUGAUUCGCGUUUCUUUACACUUCCUCAACGAAAUUAUUUGUUUUUGUUUUAGUGAAAAAUAUUAAUUGAAAUGUCGAAUAAAAUCGAGCCUAAAUGUAUUGAAUGCUCAAAAACUGAGACACUCCUCUGGCGUCCGGCGGAGCAUGGAGGAGAGAUUUGUCACGAAUGCUACGAGCAAAAAGAAAACAUUUUAGUUGAAAUCCCUUUUACUUCUAUGGACUCUGAUAGGCUAAUAGAGGAGUUCAAAAGCAAAGCACAAAAAGAUGUUACAGAUGGAAAAUCUACAGUCACUGCUGAAGAGAAAAAAAUCCGCAAAAGUACUAGAUCGACGCGCUUUAAAGCUAAAGGGUCUAAUCAAUCCAUUAAUACGCCUACGCUAAGUUUCCAUUCUCAGAGCUUGCCUAAUACUUCUAAAAUACAGAGCAGAAGUCGUAGCAGGCGAAAUAUAUUCAAAAAGAAUCCUUUAAAAACACCAAUAACACAAGCGACUACUCAUGUAGUAGAAAGCGUGUUUUACAAAGAAUCAUAUUUACAAGUUGGCGACAUUGUGUCUGUGGUGGAUGAAAUGCAAAAUAUAUAUUAUGCGCAGAUACGAGGUCUUUUGGUUGAUAACUAUAGUGAAAAGUCGGCUUAUCUAACUUGGCUUAUACCAACUCAAGCUAGUCCGGAGCCUCGUGAUGGGUUUGAUCCUGCUUCGUAUUUAAUAGGUCCAGAUGAAGAACUUUCCCGAAAGCUGUCUGCUUUGGAAUUCAUAAUGCAUGCACCUAGUAAUUACUAUCAUGACCGCACCACACCUUUUCCACUACCUGAUGCUAUGGAAAAUGAUGGCAAGACAAAAGGUUUUAUUUGGACUACACUGUCAGAAUUUCAACGAGCAUCCAAUACAUGAGAUAUGGACUCGGUUCAAACAGUAAAUCUUCAGUGACAUUUUAUGCUUGACACAUCGAAUUUUAUUUUCUUGCACCAAUAAAAGAAUGCGAAAAACAAAUUUAUUAGCAUUA